Messenger RNA from Chelonus insularis, 1216 nucleotides. RefSeq names its product peroxin 14 (gene Pex14). The coding region runs from base 344 to 1171 and encodes 275 amino acids. Lineage: Eukaryota; Metazoa; Arthropoda; Insecta; Hymenoptera; Braconidae. Gene Ontology annotation, cellular component: peroxisomal membrane; peroxisomal importomer complex. The transcript is spliced from 3 exons. Gene Ontology annotation, molecular function: signaling receptor binding. Gene Ontology annotation, biological process: protein import into peroxisome matrix, docking. The record is from RefSeq and is a predicted model, not a curated record.
CCGGUGUAAUGGCGAAAGGAUUUUUUUUAUUACAAAAGAGGGGAGAUAUAAAAAGAACAUCUUUCAGUAUUAAUGAUGCUAUAAAAAAUUAAUAAUCUUUAGUAUUGGAGUAUCUAUGUAUUAUUUCCAUUUCAAUGUUGUUCAUAGUGCAUAUGAAUAAAUAAAAUAUAUAUUCACACAAUAUAUAUUGAUGAAUUCACUAAAAAAGUUCCUGUGUCAUGCUGUGCAUCUCAGAGCAUUUCAUCUGUACGCAUUGCUUAUCAAUUCAAUUUAAUUAUUGAAGAUGACAAAAGCUAAUUAAUAAAAAAAAGUAUUUAAUUAUAAAAUUAAAGUAGAUAAAAAAAUGACUGUUGAAAAGUUAGAUGAUAGUAAUAAUAACAUAAUUAUAAAUGACAAUCAGCCGUUGCGUGAAACCCUGGUAAAUACUGCUGUAAAAUUUCUACAAAAUCCUAAAGUAUCAUCAAGUCCAUACAAACAAAAACAACAAUUUCUUUUAAGAAAAGGGCUCACAAAUGAUGAAGUAAAAAAAGCUUUUGAGUUAGCUGCAGUCACUCAAUUUCCUGUUGAGAAUCAAGUAGAAUUUUCGUCUGUUACUAUUCCUCCUCGAGUUUUUCAAAAUCAUACGAAUUAUAGAAGUCUAACAACAAAUAAAUAUUUUUAUGCAAUUAAGGAAUUUUUCAACUUAACAGCUUUCAUUGGUACAACUCUGUACUGUCUCUACUGGUUUUACAAGAAAUUCAUUGAACCGUUCUUCUUUCGACGUAAAAAAAAAGACUUAUCAAAAGAUGAAAGUAUUACUGAAACAAAUACUGAUAAUGAGACAUUGAUUCUCAAUUCUGUCAAAGAAAUGAAAGAUUCUAUUACAAUAGUAGAAGAAAAUGUCAAAAAAUUAGCAUGUAAUCAUUAUUUACCUGAUCCUACGAUUCCUCAUUUGGUUCAAGAAUUGAAACAAGAUCUGGCAAGUUUAAAAGGUUUGCUACUCUCGAGAAAACAAUUUCCAAAUGCACCACCUUCAAUCCCUCCAUGGCAGCUAGAGUCAGCUACGACUUCUAACAAUGCUCAGAGUCGUGAAAAAACUACAGAUCGUGAAGAUGAUGCUGCGAGUGGUAGUAGCAGUACAAAUAAUUCAGAUAGUUCAUUAGAAAUGAUUCGAGAAGAUCCUCCAAAAUAAUGAUAAUUUUGUAAAUGGCAUUAAAAGUUUCUUAUAUAAUUUAAA